Fusarium pseudograminearum CS3096 is the source of this 2307-nucleotide messenger RNA. RefSeq lists its product as uncharacterized. Gene Ontology annotation, biological process: carbohydrate metabolic process. Bases 1 to 2307 code for a protein of 768 amino acids. Lineage: Eukaryota; Fungi; Ascomycota; Sordariomycetes; Hypocreales; Nectriaceae. The transcript has a single exon. The record is from RefSeq and is a predicted model, not a curated record. Gene Ontology annotation, molecular function: alpha-L-fucosidase activity.
AUGGAUGACGAGUCUGAGAAAGCCAACACAGACAAGAGCCUUCUCCUUCACUACGCUGCCCCCGCAUCGUCAUGGUCCGAGGCCCUUCCAAUUGGAAAUGGCCGGCUGGGAGCUAUGGUCUAUGGAAGAGCAUCCACCGAACUACUGCAGCUCAACGAAGACUCCGUUUGGUACGGUGGUCCACAGGACAGGACACCUCGGGACGCGUACAGUAAUUUGGCAACCCUGAGACAGCUCAUCCGCGAUGAGAAGCAUAAAGAUGCUGAAGCUCUUGCACGAGAGGCAUUCUUUGCCACGCCGGCCAGUAUGAGACACUAUGAACCGUUGGGCCAGUGCACGAUUGAGUUUGGUCACGAUGAGAGGAUAGUCAGCGAUUAUAAACGCCAUCUCGACUUGGCCACUUCUCAAAGCACGACAAAGUAUGACUAUGAAGGAGUAACUUAUCGUCGCGAUGUGAUCGCAAGUUUCCCGAAUAAUGUCCUGGCCAUCCGAUUCCAAGCGUCAGCACCCACACGAUUUGUUGUGCGUUUAAAUCGACAGAGUGAGGUUGAAGGGGAAACCAAUGAGUAUCUGGACAGUAUCCGUGCACAGGACAAUCACAUCAUUCUUCAGGCGACGCCAGGUGGAAAGAACAGUAAUCGACUGGCUCUCGCUCUUGGUGUCUCAUGCAAGUCCAACAACGGAAAUGUCAAGGUAGUGGGGAACUGUCUGAUCGUCAACACAGAGGAAUGCAUCAUUGCUAUUGGUGCGCAUACAACUUAUCGAUCCUAUAACCCGGAUGCCUCUGCACUCAGAGACGUUAACUCAGCUCUUCGAGAACCUUGGGAAAAUUUAGUCAGUCGUCAUCGCCAGGACUAUGGCAGACUCUUUAGCAAAACCGCACUUCGCAUGUGGCCAGACGCAAGCCAUGUUCCAACCGAUGAAAGGAUACAAAGCAACAGAGAUCCAGGCUUGAUAGCGCUGUACCAUAAUUACAGUCGAUACCUGCUCAUCUCAUCAAGUCGCAAGUCAGCAAAGGCUCUUCCUGCAACUUUGCAAGGCAUAUGGAAUCCAUCGUUUGCGCCACCUUGGGGAUCCAAGUUUACAAUCAACAUCAACCUCCAAAUGAACUACUGGCCAGCUGCAUCUUGCAACCUCAUCGAGUGCGCAGUCCCACUAAUUGACCACAUCGAGCGAAUGGCCCAGAAGGGCAAGAGGACAGCCAAGGUGAUGUAUAACUGCAGAGGCUGGUGCGCGCAUCACAACACAGAUAUCUGGGCGGAUACUGACCCUCAAGAUCGCUGGAUGCCUGCGACUCUCUGGCCUCUGGGUGGUGUCUGGCUCUGUAUCGAUGUGGUCAAGAUGUUGAUAUACCAGUACGAUCAUAUGCUUCAUAUCCGCAUCGCUCCGUUGCUUGAAGGGUGUAUUCAGUUUCUCCUUGAUUUCUUGAUCCCAUCGGCAUGCGGGAAAUAUCUGGUUACGAAUCCAUCUUUGUCUCCGGAAAACAGUUUCAUAUCCGAGUCGGGAGAAACUGGGACGUUUUGUGAAGGAUCAGUCAUGGAUAUGACUAUUGUACGAAUUGCUUUAGAAAGUUUCAUCUGGAGCACAAGUAUUCUCAACAAAGAGCACCCUCUCCAGAAAGAUGUCAUGGCUACCCUCGGCAAACUUCCGCCCUUUCGUAUCAACAAGAGUGGCCUGAUACAAGAAUGGGGCCUAAAGGACCAUAAAGAAGCAGAGCCCGGGCACCGCCAUGUAUCUCAUCUCUUCGGCCUCUACCCUGACGACUUUAUCAGCUUGGAUUCUUCGCCCGCGUUGGUCGAAGCUGCAAGAAAGACUCUUGCCAGAAGAGCUGAACAUGGAGGAGGGCAUACGGGCUGGAGUAGAGCGUGGCUGCUGAACCUCUACGCACGCUUGAGAGAACCGCCCAAAUGUGAUGAGCACAUGGAUAUGUUGCUAAAGACUUCAGCCUUGCCCAAUAUGUUGGACAAUCAUCCUCCAUUCCAGAUAGACGGCAAUUUUGGGGGUUGCGCUGGUGUGACAGAGUGCUUGAUACAGUCUAACCUCAGACCUGACGAACUGUCGAGUCAAGUCGUCAUGAUACAUCUGCUGCCAAGUUUGCCUUCGUCUUGGAGUAACGGAAAGCUGACCAACAUCAGAGUUAUGGGAGGCUGGCUGGUUUCGCUGGAAUGGAGAGAAGGUCAACUCACAGAGCCACUGCUUUUGGAGUCUACUGUAAACCAUGCUCCGAAUGCUCUUGCUGUCUUUCCAAAUGGCAAGCGGGUGUCUGUGAUCAAGAGUAAGGGACAACAAAAGGUCUGGUAUGAGUGA